Molecule: messenger RNA, 735 nt
Organism: Hibiscus syriacus
Lineage: Eukaryota; Viridiplantae; Streptophyta; Magnoliopsida; Malvales; Malvaceae
Exons: 4
Coding region: 103-720 (205 amino acids)
Source: RefSeq, a predicted model, not a curated record
AUCAACUGAGAUUUUUUUCCCUCUCCUUUUUUCCCCCUGUUCUAACAUUAGCGUUAAGUUCAUUUCACAGAUAUUAAGGAAAAGCUGUAAUAAUACGAGGAUAUGUCGAGUAUUUCAGCAUCGAUCUGUCGGUGCAAAGUUCAUCUUGCCAUUAUAGGUUUUAGUCAUUCCUUGGUGAUAGCAAAACACAAGGCAAAACAUCAUAUUCCGAGGAUUCAGAAUCUGCAAUCGCUGGGCACUGCUCUUAGGUUGCAACAUGCUGACACAGACAAGAACAUGGUCGUUUGUUGCAGUGUUGGGUCCGGACCUUCAUUUCCUUCUAAUCCUGGUCCUGGUUCCUGCAGGAAACUAUGGGUUUUGGGAAUUCUGAUGAGUAUUGUCUUACCCUUUUGGAGGAGCAAAUGGGGGCCAUUGCUAAAAUGGAAAGAUGAAGUUGAAACAGUAAUAGACAGAGUAGAAGCGGUGACGGACAUUGUUGAAAAAGUGGCGGAGCAAGUGGAGAAGGUGGCGGAUGAUAUGGGAAACCAUCUGCCAGAAGGCAGACUUAAAGAUGCCCUUGAAUUGGUUGAAGAUAUGGCUCAAAAUACUGCUGAAUGUGCACGCUUUGCAGGGGAAUUCAUUGACAAGGUAGAGGAAGUGGAAGAAAAGGUGGAAUCUUGGAUGGAACAAAACAGUAUUGUCGAAGAAUCCAAGAAGACAAAGGAAGAAGAAGAAGAAUAAGAAGCAGCCGCCAAG